Messenger RNA from Hordeum vulgare subsp. vulgare (domesticated barley), 1674 nucleotides. RefSeq names its product F-box protein At3g12350. NCBI's taxonomy places the organism in Eukaryota, Viridiplantae, Streptophyta, Magnoliopsida, Poales, Poaceae. Gene Ontology annotation, molecular function: protein binding. Bases 217 to 1383 code for a protein of 388 amino acids. The transcript has 2 exons. The record is from RefSeq and is a predicted model, not a curated record.
AGAAUAUUGCAAAAGAGCUGGCCCAGUGUCUCGCGGCGAAUAUUCGCACCCAAGCCCAUUUUCGCUUCCUCCCGCACCUCCGACCACCGGCCGUUUCCAAAUCCCCAAUUCCAUCACCUCUCAAGUUCCCAACGCACGCCGAUCUCAUCGAGAAAUUUGAUCAUUUCGACACCUGCGCGCCGACUCGAAGGAAAUCCUAACCCUAGCCCUUGCACCAUGGCGACCUCUCUGGCGGCGGCGGCGGAGACGGCGCUGGAGGAUCUGCCGGAGGAUGCGCUGCUCGCGAUCCUGGCCUUCCUCGCGCCGGCCGACGCCGCCGCCGCCGCCUGCGCCUGUCGCGCCCUCUUCGCCGCGGCGUCUUCCCCGGCGCUCCCGCUCGCACUCGCGCUCCGCCUCGGCCUCCCGCCCCCGCGGCCCUCCCCAGAUGCCUGCCCGGCCUCCGUGCGUCGCCUCUUCCGCUCACUCCAUAGGCUCCGCCGCCUCCUCGGCCUUUGGCGCCGCCUCCCCUCCUCCCACUCCGGCUCGCCAUCCCUCGUCGCGUUCGAGUGGGCUCCGCGCGCCACUCUCGCCGCCUCCCUCCUCACACCCUCCAAGCGCGGCCUCGCCGUAUCCAAGUCCCCUUUUGUGACCCUCUCCAUCGCGGAAUCCGGUGACACGGUGGCGGCUCUCGGAGAGGUUCCGGUCUGCGUCAAUUUCGUCGGGGACAACCACAUUGUGGUGGAGGCGGCGUCGGGGGAAGAUGAGGAGGAGGGAAUGGAAGGAGGAUCGCCGCCGGAGGAGAUUUAUAUGCAUUUCGCGAACCGUAGGAGCCCUGGGGCAGGGAGGAGAAGGCGGGAGAGACAGGGAAGGAGGAAAGGUGGUCGAAUGGAGCCUGAACACUUUGUGAGGAUUCCAGAUGCUGAGCCGACCAAAGCGCGGCCGCUGCAGGGCCUGUGGAAGGGUGUAUGCGAGAACAGGACUCUGGAAUUUUACAUUAUCAGCUAUGAUGACAUUGGUGGAGUGACUUGUAGACGAGUUAGUGAGAAUAGGGGACAAAACUCAGGCUACUCCCCUGUCUUCUGGACUACAGAUGCUACAUUUCUUGAACCACCAUUCUCUGAACGGGAGCUCGAUCGUUAUAGUUGCCUUGAGCAUAUUGGAGUUGUAACAUGUGGCCAUACAGAGACUUGGAACAAGGCAGUCUCUCGGAUACUGUGCAUCAAUUCAAGUUAUGACCUGGUUCAUCCUCAUCUGUUAGCUCCCUUCGAUGAUACCAGGAAUGUAGAGGGGAGGAUUUGGCUUUAUGAAGAUGGAACCUUUGGGUUUGGAUUCACUGGAAGCAAUUCAAUUAUAGAUCUUAACCAUGUCUCCAUGGAUGGUUGUAUUAUUGAUACACCAUACUAAAGAUAUGUCCUUUUGGCAUGCAAUUGUCGCUAGGACUAGGAAACCAUCUGUACAGCAUUGUUAGGAAAAAAAUUGCAUCUAGCAUGAAGCAUAUUGGAUCCAAUUGUUGCACUAUAGAUGGCAAUUCGCCAGAUCUGGCCCUUUGGUCUUGUACUUGUUGCUAGGAUAAUCGUGUAUCCUGAUACUGCACUGAAUGGUGGUCCCUUCUGGCAUUUACUUGUUGCUAGAAUACCCUUGUAACUUUAUUACUAAAUUUAAUUCUCAAUAAAUUGGAGUUGUUACUUCUUCGUA